This is a messenger RNA of Pedinophyceae sp. YPF-701, 2229 nucleotides long. NCBI's taxonomy places the organism in Eukaryota, Viridiplantae, Chlorophyta, Pedinophyceae. The record is from the annotation of a GenBank genome assembly.
AUGCUGGGGCUGACCGUACACGCCGUCGAACGCCUCCCGCUCGACGAGCAGCUCGUGCUCAUGCGGCCCGUGGUCCGGAUCCACAUCGUGGACUCCCAGACAGGGAAGUAUUUGCGCCGCAAGAGCCUCGACAGCGGCGUGCCGCCCGAGGCGCAGGGGCAGCCGGUGCACGCGGUCAUGGCGACGGACCUCGACGCGGGCGGCGUGUCGUACCCUGUGCGCCACACGCACGCCGCGCAGACGGCCCCGCAGAGCCUGCAGCGGUACCGCAACGGCGCGACGCUGCAGGCGGUCUACGAGGAGCAGAUGCUGUUCCACAACGCGCUGAACGACCUCCUGGACGUCGGCGCGGUGCUGCUUUUCGAGGUCCUCCAGCCCCCCGUGUCGCUCGGGCACUACAAGGACAGCAAGCGCGCUUUCCGCGCAGUUGGCGGCGAUGGCGUCCCCGUCGCGUGGGGGUUCCUCAAGAUCCGGAGCAAGUCCGGCGCGCCGCAUCUCCUCGAUCGCGGCACGGUGCAGCUGUUCGCGCCGACAGCGCGGGCCGCGGACCACGCGGAGGCUGCGCGCGUCAAGGGCGCUCUGCGGCACCUCUGGGCCGCGUACCGCAACUUCGUCGACCACGAGACGUCCAAGGCCCCCGGGAGGCACUCGAAGCAGCUCGGGACGCUGCGGCUGUCGGUAUUCGCGGUGGAACGCCGGCUGCCGAAGACCGUUGUCGCGAGGCGCGGCGUGAUCGCGCGGCCCGAGAUGAUCGUGGGCGCGGGGGCCGGGUACGAGAUCGGCGAAGGCGCAGCGACGAUGCAAGGCUCCACCGGGACGCCGUCAGGGCGCGAGUCGGCGGUUUCGGGGGUGCCGGCGCGGAUCCAGCUCGGAUGCGGGAUACCUGAGCUCGAGCGUGGGCCCGGGAAGGCGUGCGAGGUGCCCACGGGGCUGAUGCAUGCGCUGCGGCCCAGUGCGCAGACGCAGGGCGUGAUGGCGUGCCGCAUGUCGCGGACGGGGCGGCUCGUGGCGGUGGCGACGGCGUCGGCGCCGGUGAUGGCGCUGGACGUGUACCGCGUCGCCACGGGCGAGGUCGUCGCGUCGUUCCGGGGCCAUCACGCGACGGUGUACGACGUCGAGUGGUCGUACGACGACCACCAGGUAAUGACGGCGUCCGCGGACUACGCCGCGAAGGUCUGGGACGUCGGCCCGCACGAGCUGCUGCCGCACCGCGGGGACGUGCCUCUCGCGGAGCGUCUUUCCCUGCAGCACCCGUGUUUUGUGUACGCGGCGGUGUUCAUGCCCCGCCAGGUCGCGGGGGUGGCGAUCGGCGUCACGGGGGGCUUCGACGGGUGCCUGCGCGUGUGGGACCUAUCGAACGGCGUCCAGCUGCAGUCCCUCCGCGCGCACGCGGACCACGUGAACGCCAUUGCCUGCGGGUGGUACGGGCGGCGCAUGUUCAGCGCGGACGGCGGCGGAAUCGUGUCGGAACUCGCGUUCGACGAGCGCGCAAUCACGGAGCCGCCGGACGCCCGCUACCAGUGCCUCGUGGUCACGCGGCAGUGCGCGGACCUCUCGGGAGAGCCCAUUGUGUGCCUGCGCAUCAUGCCGGACAACGUGGGCCUUCUGGCGCUGACGAAGACCAGCAGGCUGGUGAAGAUGUCGAUCGGCGAGACGCGCACCUUCACAGUCGCCCGCGAGUACCUCGGCGCGGCGUGCUCCACGCUGCCGCUGCGGUUUGACGUCAGUCCCGACGGCAGGUACAUCGCCGCCGGUCUCGAGGUUGGGGGGGGAGUGAUGAUCUGGGAAGUGGACUCCGGCGACGGCGCGCACGUUCCCGCGCUCGGGCACGGCAAGGCGCCCGUGCUGCACGUGUCGUGGUCGCCAACGGACCAGGUGGUGACGACGUGUACCAUGACCUCAGGGCACCAGGCGCGGGUGUGGGCCGCGUGGCCCGGGCAGGAGCAGCUGCCUGCGCAGUGGGUCGCUGCGCCGGAGGGCCGCACGCCCAUGAGGCCGGGCGCGCGGAAGCGGUGGCGGGUGGCAGGCAGCGCGGCGGUGCUGGCGGGCGGGAGGCGCGGCGACGCCGCGGCGGCGCUGGACAAGGCGUCGGAGGACCUGCCCGAGAGGCUGACGCCGGAGGACGUCGCGAGGAUGCUGCAGGCGGUGCGGGUCGCGAUCCGCAGCAAGCCGUGGUACGAUGCUGAGUUGGAGAAGAAGGCUGCGGAACAAAGCCAUUGGCCGGUUUAG